Cataglyphis hispanica is the source of this 956-nucleotide messenger RNA. Its product is annotated as lactoylglutathione lyase. Lineage: Eukaryota; Metazoa; Arthropoda; Insecta; Hymenoptera; Formicidae. The record is from RefSeq and is a predicted model, not a curated record. The coding region runs from base 131 to 682 and encodes 183 amino acids. The transcript is spliced from 4 exons. Gene Ontology annotation, molecular function: metal ion binding; lactoylglutathione lyase activity.
CAAGCUUCUCUCUCGUACAAUUCACGCAUUCAUCAUUCAUGUCGCAUGUGAACAUUCCCAGUGUAUAUACUAUAUACCGUUCUGUAUUUAUAUACGUUGUAUUUACAUACUUUGGUAUUUCGCGUAAAAGAUGGGUGAACCAUCAGGAUUAACCAAUAGUGAAACUCGUGAGCUUUGCAAGCCUCCAGAUCCUGCAACAAAUGGAUAUAUUAUGCAACAAACAAUGUAUCGUAUCAAAGAUCCAAGAAAAUCAUUACCCUUUUAUACCGAAGUGCUUGGUAUGACAUUGCUGCAAAAGCUUGAUUUUCCAGAAAUGAAGUUUUCGUUGUAUUUUCUUGGAUAUGAAAAUCAAAAAGAAAUACCAACUGAUAGAAGAGAAAAUAUUGAGUGGACAUUCAGUAAAAAAGCAACUAUAGAGCUAACUCAUAAUUGGGGAACAGAAACAGAUCCCGAUGCAAAAUAUCACAAUGGAAAUUCAGAUCCUAGAGGAUUUGGUCAUAUUGGAAUAGCGGUACCUGAUGUUGAAAAAGCAUGCGAGAGGUUUGAAAAGUUAAAUGUGGAAUUUGUAAAAAAACCAAAUGAUGGCAAGAUGAAGGGACUUGCUUUCAUUAAAGAUCCUGAUGGUUAUUGGAUUGAAAUCCUGAAUGGUUCAAACAUUGCCAAAACUGUGUUAAGCUAUUAGCAUAUCCUGCAUUCUGAAGCAAUAAACCUUCAAGUGUAACAAAUUGAAUGAGACAUAAUAUUUUAUCAAGUAUCUAUUGGAUCAUUAACUCAAUCAGUACAUAGAUGCAAGCCAAAAUCUAUAUAAGUUAAUGAGAGUGUGAAAUGAUACAUAUUUAUGUAUACUAUAUUUUGUAGCAAUGUACAUUCUCUUAUAUUACAUUAUGUUAUAUAUGUAUAGAAUAUGUAAUGUUUACCAAAUUCUCAAUGAAUAAAAUCAAAAUAUUUAUUUUUCA